Messenger RNA from Penicillium antarcticum, 687 nucleotides. Its product is annotated as glutathione S-transferase family protein. The transcript has 3 exons. Bases 1 to 687 code for a protein of 228 amino acids. NCBI's taxonomy places the organism in Eukaryota, Fungi, Ascomycota, Eurotiomycetes, Eurotiales, Aspergillaceae. The record is from RefSeq and is a predicted model, not a curated record.
AUGACUGGCACUCCUUUCACCCUGUACACCCACGCGGGCCCCGGCCCCAACCCCGUCAAGGUUGCCAUGGCCCUUGAGCACCUCGGUCUCCCAUACAACACCGUGCCCCUGGGCUUCGGCGAAGGCAAGGGAACAGUCAAAGAUUCCGAAUACACUUCAAAGGUCAACCCAAACGGCCGUGUUCCUGGUCUUAUUGACCACGGCAACAAUGAAUUCACUGUCUUCGAGAGUGCCGCCAUCCUGCGCUACCUGGCAGACAAGUACGAUGCUUCCGGAAGCCUAGCCGGCAAGACCGUUGAGGAACGUGCCGCCGUCAACCAAUGGCUUGCCUGGCAGGUGUCUGGUCUCGGACCCUACCAGGGCCAGCUAGUCUGGUUUCUCGCUUUCCACGAGGGUGCCCACGGCGAAAAACCCAACCCUAGCAUUAUUGCUCGCUACCAAGCUGAAGUCGAACGGUUGCGCACUGUUCUCGAGAACCACCUUGCCUCAGCUAAGAACGGCUACGUCGCCCUUGGCCGUCUCACCAUUGCCGAUUUCGCCAUCUUCCCUUGGUUGAAAAUUUCGGUCCUUGCAGGCCCGGCACUUAAGUCUUUUGAGGAGUACCCUGCUAUUGAUGCUUAUAUGAAGAAGCUGGAUGCUCUCCCUGAGGUCCAGGCUGCUUACAAGAAGGCUGUUCCUCCUAUGUAA